Molecule: messenger RNA, 1650 nt
Organism: Salpingoeca rosetta
Lineage: Eukaryota; Choanoflagellata; Craspedida; Salpingoecidae
Exons: 9
Coding region: 39-1352 (437 amino acids)
Cellular component (GO): kinetochore; Ndc80 complex
Source: RefSeq, a predicted model, not a curated record
CAACAACAACAACAACAACAACAACAACACCUGUAACCAUGUCUGAAGGCGUCAUGCGGGUCUCGGAGAUCAUCACGGAUCUCAACCAGUUGAACAUCAACAUCACCGCCAAGGACUUCAAGCGCAUGGACCCUGCGUUGGUGCAACUUGUCUACACCUCGCUCUUGGAGAAGGUGCUUGACCUGGACCUGAACGAGUUCACGACACAGUUCCAGCUGCCGCCCGACAUUGAUGCGGGCUUCGAUUACCCAGAGCUGCACGACCAAUCUGUGCCGUUGGCCGUCGUCAACUGGGUCAUGUGCAGCCUGAUGAGCGACAUUGGCGUGGAAGACUUCUCUCUGGCAGAUCUCCUGCAUCCGGCAGAGAAGCGAACAAAGCGCAACUUGUCCGUCCUCAUCCCUUACUGCUACUUUGUGCUCCAGCAACGCGACGAGCAACAGAAAGUGAUGCAGGAGCUGACCGACAUCAAGCAGGAAAGCAAGGCGCUUCAGGACGAGAUUGAUGGUAUCAAGCUCGCCAUUGAGGACGCAAAGAAAACAAAGCAGGAGCAAGAAGAGGAAGAGCGGGCGGUUGAGGGCGAGCUUGACGAAGUGAAGCAGAAGGCCGUGGGCCUGUUUGAGGAACGCGAGAAGCUGUGCCAGACGCUUGAGCAGAAGAAGCAGGUGUACACGCAGCUGCGCAUGGACAUUGAGAAGAUGCAGCAGGCUAUCAAGGAAGAGCAGGAGACAUGCAGCAGCCUCGAGGCGCGCAUCAUCAAGUCGCCCGAGCGGCUGCUCAAGGAGCGCGACGAGAAGCAGCAGGACCUCUCCUACGAACAGAGCCUGCUCGACAAGUACGAGCGCCAGUACCAGGAAGGCACGUCCAAGCUGACCACGCUGGGCGAUUGCGAGGAGAGCGUGCACCACAUUAUGAAGCUGCUGCAGGACGCCCACACCAAAGCGCGCGGCAUCAAGGGCGAGAAGCACAAAGCGCAGGAGCUUCAGGGCGCCAUCAUGACGGCUGAGGAUGAGUUGCGGUCGCUUGUCACCUCGGAGCAAGGCCUGCAUGACCACCACAAGUCCCUCCAGAAUCGCCUCAGGACACUCAAGAAGAAGCGCGAGAUGACGCGGCAGUCUGAUGUGCAGUCACUGCACAGCGUGCACCAGGAGCGCGAGCACUACGCGCAGUUGCGCCAGCAAGUGAACGAGGAAGUCGCACACGCUGAGCAAGAGUGCAUGACGUGGGAGGAGAAGGCCGAGCGACUUCAGCGCCAGCACCAAGAAGACGUGGCUGCGGCCCGCAAGGAACUCGACGCCCUCGGCAAGGAGCUCUCCAGUUACCAGGGCGCCCUCCGCGCUUGUCUUGCACACUGAACUCCGCUUGUCCUGUCCGCCUGCCCACCUUACCAGAAAACUCCUUAACUGCUGCUGCUUUUGUGCUGCUUUCCUUGUGUAUUCCUUUCCCCCCUUUUCCUUUCCUUCAUUUCAUGUGUCAUGUCAAAUCCACUCAAAGCACACCACCGCCUUCUCUUCCCUUCUUGCCCUUAUUUCCAUUCUUUUCCUUGCGGCGUUUGAGUUGUGCGUUACAUCAUCAUCUCAGCUGCCACCAUGAUGCAUGCCAGUCGCAUCCAGCAACACAUGUCAUCAGUGACAGACAGGGAAAACACGAGAG